Messenger RNA from Erigeron canadensis, 1191 nucleotides. RefSeq names its product putative F-box protein At3g10240. The record is from RefSeq and is a predicted model, not a curated record. The transcript has 2 exons. Lineage: Eukaryota; Viridiplantae; Streptophyta; Magnoliopsida; Asterales; Asteraceae. Gene Ontology annotation, molecular function: protein binding. The coding region runs from base 1 to 1191 and encodes 396 amino acids.
AUGGCGAUUGUCUUUAUGGAGGAAAUAUUGAAAAGGCUUCCUGUAAAGCCAUUGGCUCAAUUCCGAACAGUCUCAAAACCAUGGAAGGGUUUGAUCGACAGCCCUGAUUUCAUUGCUGCUUACGGUGUUCGUCGCCCUCAUCCCGAUCGCUUCAUUUUAAGGUACAUAGAUUCUAGUGAUGGUUGGGGAAGAUAUUUAACCUUUGUUGAUAAUGAUAAUGAUCAUAGUUUUACCAGACAAGAUUUUGUUCCCACUGUUCCUGACCUCAUUAAGACACUCGGGUCUUCAAGUGUAGUUGGUAGCUCUCACGGUUUGUUGUGCUUUACCGGUUUUUAUGAAUAUCGGAAUGGUUGUUUGACAAAAAUGGUUGUUGUUUGGAAUCCUUCAACCAGUAAAUCCAUUGGUAUUGAAGUUCCAUAUAUGCAUAAUUAUUCACCGUCUAGAGUUGAUGGUGUUAUAGGUUUUGGGGUUUGUCCUGUCACUUUUGAUCCGACUAUAGUCAAGAUUGAAUAUGGCUUUGGCUUCCCUUGGAAAGUUGGAGUUUUUACUUUGAGCACUGGGACUUGGAGUAUUCUAUCUACCAAACUUCCACGUGGAUCCAUUAGACAUUUGGAAUGUUGGUCUCAGGCUGUUAUCGAUAGGUUUAUAUACUGGGUUGCUGUCGAUUUGCUUGUUGAUGAAGAUGAUCCAUCUAAAUUUCUGAUCAUCUCAUUUGAUUUGACUGCUAAAGAAUUUAAAGAGAUUAAUCUCACAGCUAAUUUAACAAACCAGCUUUCUGAUAUUCAGGGUAUAUUUAAUCUACGGGAGUCUCUUGUUGUGCUUGCAAAUCAUGAAGAGUUUGAGGAAGACCAGUUAGUUUGUUAUCUAUGGAUGAUGAAUGAGCAAGGUAUUACUAAAUCGUUUACAAAGCUAUACACUAUUAAGCUACCAGAUGCCACAGUAAAGAGCUUACUAGGAUUUAGGAAGAACGGUGAACUUAUACUCGAAAUAGAAUACAUGUACGAAGAAAAUGCCCAACUUGAAAUUUACAGUCCCAACUCAAAAGCCAUUAAUAAUCUCGGGAUUGAGGGAAACGUUGAUUCCUUCUUUAUGAGUUCUUAUAUGGAAACACCGCUUUUGCUUAAUCAGUUAGACGGCUUGAUUUAUAUGAUUAGUGGCAAUUCUCCUCCAUCAAAAAAACCCCGUUAUUGA